This is a messenger RNA of Daldinia decipiens, 790 nucleotides long. RefSeq lists its product as uncharacterized. The transcript has 2 exons. The record is from RefSeq and is a predicted model, not a curated record. NCBI's taxonomy places the organism in Eukaryota, Fungi, Ascomycota, Sordariomycetes, Xylariales, Hypoxylaceae. Bases 304 to 561 code for a protein of 85 amino acids.
GGCUGUCUUCAUUCAUUCCCUCUGAGUCAGACGACCGUUACAUCUGCAUAUAUACUGAUUCAGAAAGCCAUGAAAUAGGCAUAAGGUAACCUAGGCUAUCUACAUAAGCUACAUUAUUCCAUCACAUACACUCAGCUAACUAGGCAACGUGAAAUCUAUGCGUAGGUAAGUUUAUUUACAAGACUACUUAAACACAUAGAGAACCCCCAGUUUGGCUUUCCUUCAAACCCCAGAAAAAAAUUCCCCCUUAUUCACCAUGAAAGAAAUUUGUCCCGAUACAACUCGCAGAACAACGAUUUCAAUAUGUCCUCCCAAGACAAUAGUCCCGAUAGCGACUUAGACGUUGCGAUAAAUUACCUAGCGACACGAAGCACCACACCCACGCCAAAAGACACAAACAGCACGAAUAAUACCAACUAUACAAACACAGACUUUAAUUCUGUCAGCAGCUCUGAGAAUCAGCCACGCAGCGAGAAUCCUAAAACUGUGAGAUGGGCCGAGCCAAUUGAGUCAGAGAUUCCGAAUACUCCCUCUCAUGACUCUGCUCCAAAGUCAGCCUAAAUCGAAUUUCUGGGAGAUAGGUAUAUUAGAUUAUCUAUAAUAUUGAUUUCUGCUCUUCAUUUCUUGGUCUCUUAGCGAUAUCGGUACUCUCUCGAUCGACAGAUACAUCGGAUCUCAUGAUAGUUCAGUAUUUAUACAUCAAAUUGCUUCUGUUUGAGCCAUAAGUAAUAGUUGCGAUUUGUGGAUACCUUUGGGCUGACGCCAACUGGAGAUAUUUUCGGUGUUUCCG